CCCUGAAGUCACAGCCAAGCGGCUGGCUGCAGCCUUUGUCAGCUCCUUGUGAGCUCGCUUGCAAGUUGCAACACAUCUCUAGGAUUUUCUUAUGGACUAGGAAGUCCUUCGACUGAGAAAGUCUUCUCGAGUAGAAAAGGCAUCUCGACUACGCCAUGGAGCAGUCGGAGUCUCACGUCGAGAUAGCCAAAAGGCUGAUCGAGACAUUCCGUUCACUCGCCGUGAACUUCCCCGAACAUGCGCAAAGCAACAUCGAUCUCCUCAAAAAGACGCUCGCGUCGCCCCAGAAAUCGCAGAUAUUGAUCUCUGUCCUCAUCGGAUUUGCAUUGCUUUUCCAGGUCUUCUUGAAAUUUAGACAAGUCAGAACUCACAAGAGAUCUCGAUUCCUCGAAUCGCCUGGUUUCCCAUUACCAGAAAUUCUGGAUGACUUCAACUGGGCUACGCAGGAGCCGUUGCAGCUGAGACCCUUUAAGCCAAAAUACCAUCUCACAAUGGCUCUCGAAAGCCUGAACCCAUCUGAGCUCAUUCUCAUGGACAAGACAUACAAAGAACGCAUGCAGUACCGCCGAAAGAUCCUCAAGGAACAUCGCGAGACCGUGAUAGCCAUGUUUGACGAAUCUGACCCGCGUAUCAUCGCCGCUGUCAAGGAACUGUACCGUUACAUCAUGUCAACUUAUCUACCCGUGCGCUAUCCGACAAUGUUUCGUCUCCACGAAACCGCAUUCGAGACUGGAAAGGCCUACAUGCUCGAAAACCUCGUCUUGAACGAGUUGUAUCCGUCCGAAGUCACUGAACUCACCUCACCAAUGCGCGCCCUUGAAAUUCUCUACAAGACUAUAGACGAGGAUUAUCUUAUCCUCUUACCCGAGAAAUCAAACGAUGAUGAUGAUAUAUCCGCAGCAAACGUCAAAUACAGACUCGUAGCAUACGAAACAUGCUACCCGGCGGGCUUCAACCCGCGCGAGAAACUCGGAAAACUCCUCGCGGACAUCCACGGUCCCGUUCCGGGAUACCAGGAAAAGCUCGAAAAGAGCAUGGACCGACAUUUUGCAAACAUUGAAGUUGGGAAAUAUGUGAAACGGGCGAAUUGGAGUAUGUCUACUAAUACGGAGCUGUUUGCUGCUUUUGGUGGGUUGCAUAGCUCUGCGAACGAGACUAAGGUUGAGGACAAGAUUAAGGAGGGGACAUUGGAUGUCGAUUCGACAUUCUUACGGUGCGAGCGUCAAACGCUUCAUCGUCUACCGACUUCCCGCGCUAUCGUCUUCGGUUUUCAUACCUACACAUACCCGAUCAAACAGAUCAAAGAGGAAGGUUCAGGCCAAGAUUUGGCCACUGCAAUUGACGGGUUGAAAGAGGGGAGCGUCCCAAAGAUCUACGGAUACAAACGAGGAGCCGUCUGGGGAGACGCAGUAAAAGCAUAUUUACGGAGUUAGCUCUAUUUCCUUAGAGUUGUCGUCUGUUGGAUACAUUCCUAUGAAUAGAUUCCUCAAGUCAAUGUAGACAAACUUCUCUAUACGAUCAGUCCUUCUUUACAGUCUUUCCAACACCUUGAUAAGAUCAGCCGUAACACCCAUGGCCGUCACAUCACCACCGGCACCCGCACCCUGGAUGAUUAAGGGAUUACUACCAUAACGCUUUGUAUAGAAGCUAAUAAUAUUAUCACUUCCCUUCAAACCCGCAAUCGCGCUGUCCUUAGCGAACUGCUGUAAUCCAACCUUGACUUCCUUCUUACCAACGUCCACGCUGCCUACAUAUCGUACAACUUUACCUGCUUUCUCAGCCUGUUCCUUGAGUGCAGCCAUCUGACCGUCGAAUUCGGGAAGACGUUUCAUGAACUCAGCCACACCUUCAGAAGUAGCAGGUAAAGAAGCCAAUUCGGCGGGGAUCAAGGACUCAAUGGGGAAUGAAUCUGGGCUUUGGACCUCGAGACCGGCAAUUCGGGCCAGGAUGGUUAGUUUGCGUGCAACGUCCAUACCGUUCAGAUCGUCACGAGGAUCUGGUUCGGUGUAGCCGAGUUCUUUGGCUUGACUGACUACAUCGCUCCAGUUGGCGGAUGAAGUGCCAGCGGGAGAAGAGACAGGCGCAAACGUGUUGAACAAAAACGAAAGCGUGCCGGAGAAUACGCCCUCGAUGCGUGUUACUUCGUCACCUGUAGCGACGAGAUCACGCAAGGUUGAGAUGACGGGUAGACCGGCGCCGACGGUACUUUCAUGAUAAACUAGGGCUUUACCAGUUGCCGCUGAUGCAAAGAUGUCUUUCCACAGGGACAAGUCCGACGAGAAUCCCUUCUUGUUCGGUGUGACGAUUGAGAUUCCCGCUUUGAGAAACUCGGGGUAUGCGCUGGCUAGAUUUGGGUCGGAGGUGUUAUCAACCAAGACCGAGCGGCCGGGGGCAGAAGAGAGGUAAGAUACGACUUCGGAUGGAGUCAGGGUACCGGAUGUCGUGAUUGAAGGCGCUGAUGAGGCUGUUGCCCAGUCUGCUGCUGGGAUGGCGGGGGAAUAUGAUGGAGUGGGCGCAAGGAGGGUUUUUGAAGAGCGGGCGAGGAGGACA
Molecule: messenger RNA, 2550 nt
Organism: Talaromyces stipitatus ATCC 10500
Lineage: Eukaryota; Fungi; Ascomycota; Eurotiomycetes; Eurotiales; Trichocomaceae
Exons: 4
Coding region: 156-1433 (425 amino acids)
Source: RefSeq, a predicted model, not a curated record